CGGACAUAACCUAAUAUUUAAAAAUUUUGAUGCAAAUUCGAAAACAGUGCAAAAAGUUCCUAGUGGUCUAUAAACAAGUGUUAAAUGUUGUUUACCAAGUGAUAAAUUUUGUUCCAGGCUUGUAAAAAUGACUCGUAACUUGAAUCGCCUAUUCAAACUGAACUUGCUGUAUAUUUCUCAACAUAUAUUUAAAUCGAGACUGCCUCCUCAAGCUUCUUCAACACUUAGGUUAUACAGUAGUGCAGGCACGGUUCCAAAGAAAGUAGAAUCUGUAGGCCCAGUUUACCAAAAAAGAGAUCACGAGUUUAAAGUUUCCCGAAAAGCAACAGUCCAAGCACUGGAAGAGUUAUUAAGUAUCAAAACAAUAGAUGCACUUGAUAUAGCCAUGAAUAAUAUUUAUUUCCGGCAUAUAUCCAAGAGCAUAUUGAAAAAUAAUUAUGUUUUAUACUCAGAACAAGGUGUCAGCCAUGACACUUUGUUAAAACACCCAGAAUUAUUAACUGUAGUUGAUUCUGAAAUGAAACUUAAAGAGAUUCAAAAGCUUCCGUAUAGUAUAGAUGUAGUUGUGAUUUUGAUAUUAUUGUCAGAACACAACUUUGUGAAGUUUUUGCAGAGUGAAACAGUAAAACCUAAAGAUGAAGGUAAAAUUAGUAUAUUAUCAUCACUUCUUCAGAUAACUCCCCAGAAAGCUUGUGAAUGUAUUACCAAUAAACCAUUUUUGUGUACAUUGCGUGCUAGUAAAAUAAAAAAUAAUAUAGAAAUUUUAACAGAAUAUGGCGUAGCACCAGAAAACAUCUGCAGUGACUUGUGGAUUUUAAAAUAUAGUGAAGACUUAAUAAGAAGUCGAUUAGACAUAGCUAAACAACACAAAAUUGAUGCUAUGAAAACGUGGAUGGUGAGAGCACCAGAAAAAGCCUUUCAGAUUCACCUUCAGAGACGCUCUGACAACAAAUCCAUCUUAGGUGACAACUCUUUAGUGGAAUAUCUGUCUGAAAGACUAGAAUGUAGUGUGGCCUUUGCAAAUUACUUAAUUCUAAAACAACCCUCUUUAAAAAACAGGAGUUUAAAAAAACUUAAAGAGUUGAUAGAUUUUCUGUAUGCUGCCGGUUUCAAGUCUGAUCACAUCUGCCGAGUUCCCAAGAUACUGGUGCAUAGUGUGGAAACAGUCAGCAAAAGAUUAAAGCAUUUAAAAGAGAAGGGUAUUCAAAUUGAUGGUUUAUCUUUGUUGACAAAGAGUCAAAAUCAAUAUAUGCAGUAUUAUGAAGUUUUAGUAAAAAAUAAAAAUAAAUCAAAGUGUAAAACCUGAA
Zophobas morio is the source of this 1307-nucleotide messenger RNA. It is a transcript of the gene mTTF, whose product is annotated as transcription termination factor, mitochondrial. Gene Ontology annotation, cellular component: mitochondrial matrix. Gene Ontology annotation, biological process: regulation of DNA-templated transcription; termination of mitochondrial transcription. The record is from RefSeq and is a predicted model, not a curated record. Bases 128 to 1306 code for a protein of 392 amino acids. The transcript is spliced from 3 exons. Gene Ontology annotation, molecular function: double-stranded DNA binding. NCBI's taxonomy places the organism in Eukaryota, Metazoa, Arthropoda, Insecta, Coleoptera, Tenebrionidae.